Molecule: messenger RNA, 925 nt
Organism: Eucalyptus grandis
Lineage: Eukaryota; Viridiplantae; Streptophyta; Magnoliopsida; Myrtales; Myrtaceae
Exons: 4
Coding region: 273-644 (123 amino acids)
Cellular component (GO): chloroplast envelope
Source: RefSeq, a predicted model, not a curated record
GAAUAAAAUCUUUUUUCCGGAUAAACCCCUAUCCUCUCUCUCCCUCUGUUCAUCGCAAAGUCGCGCACCGCCUCUCUUCCGCUUCUCCACCAGGCGCUCCAAAACCACCCCACCGGCUUCCGCCCUCUCGCCACCGCCGCCGCCGCCGCCCAUCACCGCCGUCUUCUUCUUCUUCUUCUUCAGCACAUCGCCGACCUCUCACGACCGCCGUCGCAGUCGCUUCACCAAACCUCAUUGCACGAGUCCGCGGCGCACACACCCAUAUACGAAAGAUGUCCAGGAAAGGAGCUCCGCUCCCGAAGGACGUGCCCUGGCGGGCGUCCUCCGGCAAGCCCAUCCCCAAGAUUCACCACAACCCCGUCCUCCGCGUCUCCCAGACGCCUUACUCCACCUACGCCAUCUCGGUCAUGAAGCAUCCUGACCCGAUCGGGAGCGGAUUGGGGAUUGGAGCGGUGGUCGAAGCUGCGGGGCCGGAUUGCAUCGUGCCUGGUCAAAUCCCGCCUGUUAAAUUGCUCGGUGUCAAGGUCUGGCCAAUUAAUGUUGAUCUGAAGUUCAUGGAACCUGUUGAAAGGGAACUGAAAUUGCUUGGGAAGUUCCUGGAUUCGGCUGUUAACCUCAUGAACAAGUCGUUCAUAGAUCGUUGAGUGCUUCAGACUCUCUUAUUUAGUUUAGAAACAAGCAUGUGAUUGCAAAUUAACCCUUUUCUUGUUGCGACAGAAUCGUAGAGAGAGUGGACCAUGAAGACAAUUUUGCUUUUGCCCGUUCUUGUGGAUGGACCAUUUUGAUUGACACCUGAGCUGGUCACUUGAGUAGAUAUCUUGGUCGUGGAAAUAAUGUAUUGCAUAGUAUUGCCUUUACAGUUACAAGUGUAGGCCUGAACUUUCUCCAAGAUACAAGUGGAUAAUAGAUAUACUGUUGUCAAGUA